Molecule: messenger RNA, 3744 nt
Organism: Acanthosepion pharaonis
Lineage: Eukaryota; Metazoa; Mollusca; Cephalopoda; Sepiida; Sepiidae
Source: the annotation of a GenBank genome assembly
AUGAUCCUACGAUUCCUUGGUACGACACCUUGCAGCUCUAGCAUUGUGCCCCUUCUUACCACGUUAUCGAAACAGCUUGUCUAUGUCUACGAUCUACCCGAAGAAGAGAUCCCUGACGAGUUGGCGCCACUAAUUCAGUAUUUUAAGAAAUUAAUGUACUCAGCCAGUGCCAAAAAACCCUUAAUCAUCUUCCUCGAUUCACUUGAUCAAUUAUCAGCAGCUGGGGGUGCUCACGAGCUUGCAUGGCUGCCUCGUAAACUGGCACCCAACGUCAAACUGAUCGUGUCGACGCUGCCCAAUUAUUUCAGCAUUCUGGACACCCUGAAGACGAUUGUAGAAAGCAAAGAGAACUACGUCCAGAUUUUGCCUCUGGGACAGAACCUUAGCAGUACUAUACUGAAGCAUUGGUUGCAGAAUGCCAAUCGUAAUAUCAGCGAAGAGCAAUGGGUUGUGGUAAACGAGGCAAUAGCAAAAUGCAACCUGCCUUUAUAUGUGAAAUUGGUCUUUGAUGAGAUAUGCCGAUGGAAGUCGUAUAAAAAGUACCAGCCAAAUCAGCUGGGACAUUCGAUUCACGACAGCAUCACCAAAUUGUUCGAAAAGAUUGAGAAUCAACAUGGCAAGACUUUAGUGUCACAUGCAUUGGGAUAUAUCACCGCAUCGAAAAGUGGACUGUCCGAGACAGAACUCGAAGAUUUGCUCUCCUUGGACGAAAAAGUUCUGAACGAUGUCUAUCAGUACCACUUACCACCGACCCGACGCAUCCCGCCGCUGCUAUGGACACGUAUCCGAAAUGAUCUUCCCGGCUACCUGAGCGAAAGAGAGGCUGACGGUGUCAAUGUAAUCGGAUGGUAUCACCGGCAAUUUAUCGAUGCAGCAAAAGAACGCUACCUGAAAAAUCUCAAUUUCGUCAGCGAGAUCCAAUCCAACCUCGCCGAGUAUUUCAUUGGCACUUGGGGUGGUGGCAUUCCGAAACCUUUUGAGUACUCGGAAUUGCAGAGACAAAGAUUUAACCUGGAAGAUAAACACGGUGAAGGAGAUCGUAAAGUUCCUCUUCAGCCACUGGUGUUUUGUAAUUCAGAAGGUGUCGUCACAAGAUACAAUCUGCGAAAACUCAGCGAGCUUCCUUACUCCCUCAUCCGUUCUCAUCGUUAUGAUGACCUUUACGAGAAGGUCAUUUUUAACUACCGUUGGUUGCACGCCAAGCUCAGUUCCAUGCCUUUACAGAGUCUACUCGCAGAUCUGGAAGACCUCCUAGAUCACACAUACGACAAAGAAGUGAAGCUAAUCGCCGACGCCAUUCGCCUAUCAAGUUCUGUUCUGAAUCACUAUCCAGACAUGGUCGGACCUCAGAUUAUUGGACGACUUUUGCCUUACUACAACAGUCUUGAGAAAAUUCACAGUCUUAUCGAUCAGUGUGAGAGCGAGGGACUGAACAACUGUGCUCUCAUUCCUGGACACCACUGUCUUCAAACGCCUGGCGGACCACUACAAUAUUCAUUAGAAGGUCAUCCGUUUGCGCCGUUCGGUAUAGCCGUUACUGCCGACGGAAGAUAUGUGGUUUCUGUUUCAAAUAAAUUCAUUAUAUGGGAUCUUUCGACCGGUGACGUUGUUCGAACAGUUUCUCCGAAGAUUGAAGGAAUCAUGCAAAAUUUGUCAAUAUCUCCAAGCGACAAAUACGCAGUGGGUUACACUAAUAACAAACAGAUUGUGGUAUGCUUCAUCCAUACUGGUGACUACUACAUUAUCAACGAACCAAAAGGUUUAGAAAAAGGCCAGUUAAUGGGGACCACAGUCUCGAACAGUCACAUUGCAGUAUGGAAGGAUAGAGAGUGGUACUUAAUGUCGAUCGAAGGAAAGUUUAUUAACAGUUUCCAAUCGGAAUUAAAAAUACCAAUCCUUUCGGUUUUGUUCACCGCCGACGGGAAGCAUUUCGUGUUUCUAAAAAGUGGAGAGGAAGACGACAACGCCAUGACGCUCGAGGUUUCUGAUCAGUCGAUUGAACCGUUUGAAUUUCACAGCGGUAUAGUACUGAACAAUGACAAAACAUUGUUGUACACUUGCAUAGAAAUCAGUGACAAUGCUAUCGUUGCCUACAAACUGAAUGGCCAACGUUGGCGUUAUGGCCGGACUUUAGACAACAACAUUGAGCCGGUCUUCUCUAUGGCUAUCUCACAGGACGAAUCCUAUCUUCUUGUAACCAUUCCUUUUGGUUACAAGCUGUAUGAUCUAAAGAAGGAUACCUUAAAAGAUCUGAAGUUGCCACAUGGGGUUAGAAAUAUUCCAACCAAGAAUCAAUUGAACAGUUUGGUUGCCUUCACGAAAAACAACCAUUUUGUAGUCGCUGGUGUCCGACGCAAUCUUUAUGUGUGGGACGUGAAACAAGGCAAUAUGGUUAAAGUUCUGGACGCCCACUUUGGAAGAAUAAUUGCAAUGGAUGCUGUCCGGGGCAAGAAAAACAAGGUAAUAUCCUCGUCGAUCGAUAAAACCAUCAAAGUCUGGAAUUUUGAUAACAUUUUGGAAGACGUUCAUUCAAUUGAUCGUUUAGAAAAGCCGAUUGAAUCGAUUAACCUGGCUGAAAACGUCAACUUAGGCGUCACCACGACACGAAACGGUAUUGGCGUUUGGAAUGUUGAGCGAGGCAAAUUAGUGCACAAUCUUCCCGGGGGAUCCCAUAAUUCAAUUAUAUCCAGUGCGCUGAUUACCAAAGACGGACGACACGUGAUCGUUGCAGAAUCUGCCGGCGUCGUAUUCUGGGAUGCCUCCACCGGCAAGAUGAUGAAAAAAAUCGCACAGAAUAAUGCUCAAGUGGUUUUUCUCAACGAGGAAGAUACGAGAGUGAUUUGCUUUUCGAUCGUCGGUGAAGAGAAAGGGCGGGGCGCAUGCUUUAUAUUUCCGGAUGGAGAUGAAGCAUAUAAGUUUGAAUACACGAUGAGAACGUUCUAUAAACCAGUUCUGACUUGCAACGGUUUGCAACUGGCUGUCCCGGCAACGGACAAAAGCUGUGAUACUAUUAACAUCUACAACGCCAAAACAGGGCACCUGCAAUACACGAUGCAGCUAAAGUAUUCGAACUAUAAAGAAAUAAUAGAAAUAGUUGCUAUGCCUCAUGACGCGCACCAGAUCGUCGUUGUCGACUGCGAGAAAGGUAAUAUUAUUGAUCUCAAAAAGAAAAGUCUCAUUCGCUCAGUGCUUCGAUGGAAUGGCAUGGCAAUUAAAAGUGGAAAACAGGGUCUUUACGCGCCUUCAAGAGGCGGUCUUGAAAUAAUGGAACUAAAACAUGGCAAAACUCUAAAGACAUUAAUUCCGAGAGUCGCCGAAGGUGUAUUCAGCAUUCAAGUUCUGUUUGCUAAAAAUGACAAGCACGUCGUUUAUUACCACUCGGGCCGGCGAACUAUUCGCGUUUUUCGCGUUUCCGACGCUAAGAUGAUAGCUAACUUUAAGACCCAUGCCGCUAUCAACGCCAUGGCAGGCACCGCAUCUGGAACGUCAGUUGCCAUCGGUGCGGUAGAUGGUAGCCUCACGCUUCUGACCAUAGCUGACCCUGAGCAUCAAGAGAAUCUGGAUUACCUUCGCUCACUGCCAGUGCGACAGAUAACGCAGUGUCCUCAGCAACAGUUCGAUGCAAAUGGCGAAUUGAUUUUGAACAAGGAACAGUUCGGUGCGACGCUUCAUGUGACCAGAUUCGUGGCGAAAGCCGGAUUGGCUCUGCAUAAUCAACACUCCAGGGCUUGUGUAAUAUCAUAA